Molecule: messenger RNA, 1760 nt
Organism: Bursaphelenchus okinawaensis
Lineage: Eukaryota; Metazoa; Nematoda; Chromadorea; Rhabditida; Aphelenchoididae
Source: the annotation of a GenBank genome assembly
AUGGGUAUCUGUUUUUCGGUAAGUUCAUUUAUUUUGUGUGAUAAAUAUUGUAGAGUAAGAAAUUAUUGUUUUUGCAGCAGAUUUUCCAUGUAUAACAUGUUUUAUCAGGAAGUAAACGAUGGAUUGACUUUUUUUUCGUUCGUUGGAAUGUUAUUCAGUCAGUUAUCACUAAGAUAAUGUAUUAUCUAAUAUUUUGUAUGAUUAGUAAGGUUUAGAAGUUGCUUUAGCUCUUAUUAGUUUUCUUAUUAUUUAAUUAAACUUUGCUUUAUAUAAGCAUUUAGACUUAUUUCGUUUAUAUGGCUGUUUUAGGUCUUUCGGUGUGGAAAGUGUCAGCACACCAAGUUCUUUAAUUGUAAAUGCAAGCCGGACAAGUGUUUGUUAGAUGCUGAAGCAGCGAGGAAUCGUUCUUCAGGUUUGAGCAGCACUGACAGUAAUGUUGUAGAGCCAGCCAGAGAAGAAUUGGUUAUUGUAGAUGAGAUAUUUGUUCCGGUAGAGUCUUCUGAAGAGAAUGCUAAUGUUCAAAAAGAGAAUGAAGUUUUCGAAUUUGGAAAAGCAGAUGGAGAAGAGCAUGACUUUUCGUUUACCAUGAACACAGGUGAAGAGAAUAGUACUAGUCCAACGUUGGAUGAUGUAGAAACGGUAUGCUUAUUUCUUUAUUAUUGGUUUUUAGGACGUAAAAAGGUGUUAUAUGGACUUGUUUGAUAAUUUGUAGCAAUUUGAGUCUUUUGUUAUUAAAUUACGGUUUAUUUUUUAUUCGUAGCUGUUAAAAUUAUUAAAUAGACAUGAGAAACGGGCCGGGCCCAAUUUUCAGGCCCGGCACGAUCGGAAUUUUGCUCAAGGCCGGCCCGAUGGCAGGCCCGGCCCGUUUCUCAUGUCUAUUACUAAAACAUGUGUUUUUUUGAUAAAAAACUAUUUUAGGGUGUUGAAAACAAUUCAAUGGCUAAUCUUGACCAGUCGAAGUUCAGUUCUAGUGAUAAGCGACGAUUCAAGAAUAAAGUACGAAGAAACGUGGUUAUGGAUGAGAAAUUUCAGGUAACAUAAUGUUUUUGAAUUAAACUCAUUGGUGUAUUUAAACGAUUAUGUUUAAUUUUAAAGUAAUUUUACGGUUCAAAAUUAGCUUUUCCUACAAGUAAACUCUUUUUUUAGUUCCAUUUGACUCCAACACCUUCGAUGACACAAGUUCAGUCCAAAGAAUCAAAAAGACAGAAGAGUAGCAUGUCAAUGUCAGAGGCCAAAUCAGAACGGGUACAACAUCCAAGUCGGUCUAUAUCAGGCGAACUUUGCUUCAACUCGUCUAGAAAGAGUCAAACUCCACAGUCAAGCAUCUCCUCUCCAGUAGAAUCAACUAAAUCUACACCUAAGUCAAUGUACGAUAGGCUGAAUCAGUCUUUGUCGCCUAGCAAAAAGUCUCAGGAACCUUUAGGCAACCGCGAGAACUUCCCUGCCAUCUUUCAUCCAAGUGUGAUGGAGAAGAAGGAUGGAGCUGGUGAUGAGGUAGGUUUUUUUGUCAAUUUUGUGUUGGUGAAAGUUUAACUUUGUUAUAUUUUUACCUUUCCUAUUUGAACUUUUAGGUAUUCUCUGAUGAUGACAAAGAAAACUGCCAGUCCAGUUCACCAAGAACCCCGACAUCAGACCCGGAGGACGAGGAUGUGGAAGAUGAACAGAUCAGAAUGGCCGGCAACGAGCCCAAUCAUCCCAAGAUCAAACGUCGCCGCAAGAACAAACAGAACCGCAUGCGCAAGAAGGCUCGACGCCACUAA